This is a messenger RNA of Folsomia candida, 2425 nucleotides long. RefSeq names its product FGFR1 oncogene partner 2 homolog. The coding region runs from base 699 to 1403 and encodes 234 amino acids. The transcript has 5 exons. NCBI's taxonomy places the organism in Eukaryota, Metazoa, Arthropoda, Collembola, Entomobryomorpha, Isotomidae. The record is from RefSeq and is a predicted model, not a curated record.
AGGGAGAAAACUUGUGCCAUAAAAUAUAGUCUCAUUAUUAUCCUCUCCCAGGUCGGUGUAGGUCUCGUCGACCUACACCGGAAAGGUUUUUGCCACCCGUGGAGGACAUCCUGCUGCGAGGAAUUUGACAUAAUUGGCACUACGGCCUGAAGAAUUUGGUGGACGUCAUUCCGGUAAAAUGUCAAACCUUUGAUGAUACAAAACCCAUGUCCAUCGCCGUGUGUCGUCCACUGGGAAGUAGGAGCAGGAGAGAGUGCGAGAUAUUAUUGGACAGCGGCCUCUUCAGGAGCGGCUGAAUAUAAAGGGAAUUGCGAAUCUCAACAUCUCUCUCAAUCCUUUAUUCAAAGUCAGAACAGCAGUGUGCAAAAUAUAGUACGACUGCUGCUGUAUAAGUGAAAUACAGUAAUAUUAAAUAAGUGGAGUGAAGAAACAGUCUUCGUAUUAAGUGGGUUGUGGUGGUGUGUGGGUCUGGUUGGUGCGAAUAAAUGUGCUUCAGUUAUCAACAACAGUUGUAGCUUGGCAGGAUCACCUAGUUUAAAACUCAAAUAAUAAAAUAACAAUAAACAUUCAGAGAUGAAAAUUCCCACGGGGGACUGAUGGACAAAGUUUUGUUGGACAAUUAACUCUGCUAAUAGAGGAGGAGGAAGAAGAACGAGGGUAAAAAAUAUUUCGGAUUUGGUGGAGGAUUUAGAGGACCCAUGACCCCUGGCCCCACACCCACAACUUCUUCAACAACUGCAUCGUUACUGCACCCCACUCAGCCUAGUGAUCCUGCAGUGAACACGAUGGCCUUAGCAUUUCAAGACGUGUUGAACGACGCGAAGAAGUUGACUAAUCGUUUAAACGAACAUGAUUCCACGGCGGAUGCUUUAGUGUCGCAAAUGCAGGCAGUCUAUCAACAAGUAGAGGCGAUGAAGCAGUAUCACGAGGACAUAUCCCAAUUGAACGACCUGGCCUCGGAACGACCUCGUAUAGCUCUGGUUGCUGGGAUUCAACAGGAAAGUAAACACAUAACGGAUUUGCAACAGGAAAAUAGAGAGCUUCGAAUUGCAUUGGAAGAGCAGCAGAAUGCCGUCGACAUGAUCAUGUCCAAGUACCGUGAACACGUGUCCAAAUUGAUGGAGUGCAAGCGACUUGAUGAACAACUGCUCAAUACAAUGGACACCAAUAACAAGGCGUUGGAAUCAAACGCGGAGAAAAUGAAUGAAAUGAAAUUCAUUAUGCGACAAGCUAUUAGUAUGGACGAAGAAUCACUAGCCAAGGAAGAAGGUCUUCUGUCCAGAUUGUGGGCCGAGAACAAGGGACUCCGAGAAAUGUUGGAGAUUUCUAGAAAGUAUGGAUCGUAUGGGAAUAAUAUCUUAAGUCAUGGAACUGAAGAUAAAGAAGUUCAAACCUCCUCCUGACCCGUCAAGCCCUUGUAAUUUAAUUACUCAACUCCUCCCUCCCUAUUAAGUGUUGUAUUUUUUCCAGCAUCGUCAACUACUUAGUGGAAAAUAAGAAGAGCUGCAUGAAUGAUAAUUUCAAGUAACAUUUUACUAUGCCACAGCAUACGAGAGUAUGUUGUGUUGAUUAGUUAGUUGGAUAUAUUUACGUAUAUUUGUUUUUUUGCGGGUUUCGGUUGGCAUCAUCGGUAGCUGUAUGAUAUUAUAUAAUAAGCGAACAAACAAAUCCACCAACUAUUAUUAUUACCAGUACUACUGUCCAUCAUCCGUAAAUUCAAAUUUUUAUAUAUGUACGACACGCAUUUUUAGAGCUAACAACUAGACAAUUAAUUACAAUAACUAGUGGGUAGGUGAUACAUAGUAUUAUGAAUGUAUUUAUGAUGAGUCGUCGGUGCCAUCGAUGAUUUUAUUGGUUGCUUAAGACUAAUUACACAAGACCUUACCCAAUUAUUUUACUUUCACUAUUUAUAAUGUUCAUGCCAGGGUGCAUGGGUCACCACUUAGUUCUCGCCAUGUUUGAUUGUGAAAUAAUAAUUUAUCUAUUAUAAUGGUGGUUGGGUGCGCAGGGUGGGAGUACAAGCUGCUAAUCAAUCAGUAGAAUUGGUCAAUCGGUUAUCUUCUUUUGCCACAAUUUAGUUACAUAGGAAGCAAGACGGUUGCACACAGAUUAUGCUCUCCAUCUCCUACCUUAUAUUAAGUCGAAACGGAAUGAAAGCUGGUUAUGAUGAUAAUGUACAAGAUUAACAAAAUGUAAUCGUAAGCUUCGUCUCGUCGUCGCAAUCAUCAAGUCGUUCUAAGAAAGACAAAACAAAAUUAGUUUUUAUAACAAAUUAGUCUCAUAAGUAAAUAAGGGUAACAAAGUGUUCAUGGUCUAUUUAAAAACACAUUUUCUCGGAAUUGGCAUUUAUUAAUUAUUUAGACUCAUUUAAUUGGACUAAUAGACGGAAUCCGGAAAUAAUAAAUUACAAUAAUUAAAAUAUUGA